AUGGCCAACGAAAACCCCAAGCUCCUGUGGAACCCCGAAAACGUCAAAGAUGUCGCCGAGUCGGUGGGCAUUGGCUCCAUGAGCGAUGAGGCCCUCAAGGCUCUCGCGCAGGACGUCGAGUACCGCAUCGGCCAGGUCAUCAUUGAGGCUCUCCGCUUGAUGCGCGCGGCACGACGAACGACCAUGACGGUUAACGACAUCUCCUUGGCCCUCCGAGUCCUGGACGCGGAGCCUCUGUACGGCUACGAUUCGACGCGACCUUUGCGAUAUGGCGAGGCGAGCUUGGGACCUGGCCAGCCGCUCUUCUACAUUGAGGAUGAAGAGGUGGAUUUUGAGAAACUGAUCAACGCGCCGCUCCCUAGAGUGCCGCGAGAUAUGAAUUUCACUGCGCACUGGCUUGCCAUUGAAGGUGUUCAGCCCUCUAUCCCUCAGAAUCCGACUUCCGCCGAAUUGCGACCGCAAGAUCUGCUUCCAAAAGGCCCAGGAGCGAACCCUGCGCUGUCAGCUUUGGCUGGGAAUGAUACUUCCGCUGGCCAGCCUUCAGUCAAACAUAUUGUGAGCAAGGAGCUCAUCCUCUAUUUCGACAAGAUUCAGGCCGCCAUCCUCGACGACAAUCCGGAUGAGGAGGUUAUACGACUACGUCAAGCUGCGCUGGGUUCCGUUAGAGAUGAUCCCGGUCUUCAUCAGCUAGUUCCCUACUUCAUCAACUUCAUCAUGGACAGAGUCACACACCAACUCGACGACACAUUCACUCUGAAGCAGAUGAUGGAGCUGACAAAUGCAUUGAUUGAGAACAAGAGCCUGUUCUUAGAUCCGUAUGCCAGCUCCCUCUCCGCACCUGUGCUGACUUGCUUGAUGGCCAGAAAACUGGGCACGGACGAGGGACAGGAUUCGCUGAAAGAGCAAUAUGAUCUUCGUCAGUUGGCGGCCUCAUUACUCGGCCGCAUUGCCCGCAAAUACUCGGCAUCAAACUCACUACUUCGACCAAAGCUCACAAGAACGUGUCUCAAGUACUUCUUGGACCCCACCAAGCCGCCCGCCGUGUUGUACGGCGCAAUUCACGGCCUUCUCGAGGCAGGAGGCACGGAAGCAAUUCGAGUUUUGGUCUUGCGAAACCUCAAGAGCUUUGACUCUGGGAUCCUCCAACCCUUGAAAGAGAAAUCCGAAGGCUCUAUCGAGUAUGAGAUGCUCGUGCAGGGGCUUGUGCAGGCGGUAGCAUCUCUUGCGCAGAGAACCGAUAUAGCAGGUGGUAAUGCAGCGGAAGCCAAUGGAAUUAACGGAAGCACCCCUGCAUCUGAGCUCUCUGACCUCAAUGACUUCCUGGGCCCCAUCGUUGGCGAGAAGAUUGCGACUGCUCGCAACCAUCAGCUGAACAAGACGAUUCUCGAUGCUCGGUUUCUAGAGUAAAAGCAUACAAGGAGGAGUAACAUGUAAACAGCCACAGUUAAAACGGCAUAUGAAGUAGGCGCACGGCGUUUUAGAUUGGUUGAUAUCCGGGAAAAUAGCUUUAUACUGCACGAUUAGUGCGCAUUGUUCAGAUUGUUUAUAAUUCUUUUUUUAAUAUCAAGAUUUGGACAGUUAAUCGAAAAGGCCUUUCAUGGCCAGUUAGUUUUACACUACACCUUCAAUUCCCCGCCCGGUAUAUACUCCCUUUCCGUAUGUAUCCCACUCGCCCCAUUUCCCACCUCUUACAAGCCGAAAGCCAAGUAGCCACCGCCAAGGAUACUUGAAACCCACAGAGCAAUCUCUCCCCUCGUGAUCUGCUUCUUGGCAAAUCCAAUACCCAGGUCGUAUACCAGAUGCUUGAUGCCGUUGAUGAAGUGGAAGGUGAAAGGGAAAGCCAAGGCGAACUUGAUGGCGCCCUUGACGACAAAAGGCAGAGCAGCAAAGCCGGAAGCCAGGGCAGCGCUCUCAAUGUGGAAGCCCAGAAGAGGAGAGGCGAGGUAGGCGGUGAAGUAGACGUAGGCGGCGCCGGAGAGCGCGCAGCCGGUGAUACGAGUCCAAGCGGAGGCGCCGAACCAGGUCUGUUCCAUUUUGUAGAUGCCCAGGUUGGGAGAGACGGGGCGGUCGAGACGCUGCUUGACGAGGAUCUGCUGGCCCUGUUCGGGGGUGAGCUUCUCAGUCGAGAUGAGUCCGGGCCUGAGAAGUCGACAUGGCAGAGGCGAGAACCAUGCGAGGAAUGUUCUGGCUGAAGAAAGCGUUGGGCUUAGUCGCGC
Trichoderma atroviride IMI 206040 is the source of this 2216-nucleotide messenger RNA. NCBI's taxonomy places the organism in Eukaryota, Fungi, Ascomycota, Sordariomycetes, Hypocreales, Hypocreaceae. The record is from RefSeq and is a predicted model, not a curated record.